AUGACCAGCGGGGAAGCUAGCAAGCCGUCUCGCAAGGAAGAGAGCAAGGCACGUCGCAAGGAGGCGGCCAAGACGCCCUCCGAAAUGGUGCCGACCUCGAACAAAGGGACGUCCCAUGAACCGGACGAGUCGGAGGCCGCCGUCCUUUGGUCGGGUGGGCUCACUGGCGCGAGCCGCUCCAGCAGCCUCGUCGCCCCGGAGAGCGUCUACGCGGUCAUGGAGCACGGCUGGUACCAGCGGCGGCUCCUCCUGUGCGGUGUCCUGGGCGUGACCGCGGUGUUCAUGGAGGUCCUCGCGUACCGCCUCAUCGCCCGGCGCGUGGACCACUGGUGCCAGCCGCCCGGCGAGUUGGCGUAUCUCUCCGACGACGCCUGGAAGAACCUUUCGAUCCCGGUCGAUCCAGACGGCAACUUCAGCCGGUGCACCGUUUACUCCACGGACGAACUGGCGGUUCACGUGGCCUUCUGCGUCACCAGCUACUCGCUCGUCAUCUGGGCCAUGAACAGACUAGGCCUGCGCGACACGCUCUCCGCCGUGCUCGCCGCCACCUCCAUGGCCAAGGCGUUCGUCGAGUACGCCAGCUACGACACCGCGGCUGCCUACCUGCACGCGGCGAUGAAGAUCCUCGCGUGUGGCUCCAUGAGCGUGGUGCUGUGCUACGCGGGGGAGAUCUUCCCCACCACCAUCCGGGGCACCGGCGUGGGCUUGUCCGUGUUCGUCGGCGGCAUCGGGUUCCUGCUGGGAGAUUUUUUCAUCAUGGUUCGUACGGUGCGGCCGGGAUUCGUGUUCGACGUCUUCUACACCGGGAUGACCAUGCUCAGCAUCGUGGCCAUCCAGAAAUUUUCGCACAACGAUCUCCUGGCCCACAUUUCGACAUUUAUUCAAGAGCACCUUCAGGGUCCUUUGGAAACCAUCUGGAUACCUGGUUUUGACGGGCUGCCGGGAAAUGAAAGAGCUAAUCAGCUCGCCUGCGAGACUUUGAACCAGGCACCCUGCAUUCCGCGACCAGUCUGGCUUCUGCAGCCAUAUGAAGAGGCAAGGCGCCAAUUCCCCAAGCUCAGCAAAGUGCUCACGUGUGAACAUGGUGUACUGAUUCGUCAGGCCCAGACUGAAACACUCCCUACACCAGCGCGAAUGCACCUCCUCCGCGGCCUCUUACCUGAAGAUGCCCCACCCUGCCGAUACAGUGGCGAACCCCCAAACGCAUCCCGUAUCCUCUGGCCCUGUGGACCACCCCCACCUCCCCUGCCUGCCCCUACAAAUCUUUCCUCUAAACCCCAUGCCGGGUGGCUGACAGAAGCAGCCAGCGCCGACGACCAACGCAGUAGGACCAGCGGGGAAGCUAGCAAGCUGUCUCGCAAGGAAGAGAGCAAGGCGCGUCGCAAGGAGGCGGCCAAGACGCCCUCCGAAAUGGUGCCGACCUCGAACAAAGGGACGUCCCAUGAACCGGACGAGUCGGAGGCCGCCGUCCUUUCGUCGGGUGGGCUCACUGGCGCGAGCCGCUCCAGCAGCCUCGUCGUCCCGGAGAGCGUCUACGCGGUCAUGGAGCACGGCUGGUACCAGCGGCGGCUCCUCCUGUGCGGUGUCCUGGGCGCGACCGCGGUGUUCAUGGAGGCCCUCGCGUACCGCCUCAUCGCCCGGCGCGUGGACCACUGGUGCCAGCCGCCCGGCGAGUUGGCGUAUCUCUCCGACGACGCCUGGAAGAACCUUUCGAUCCCGGUCGAUCCAGACGGCAACUUCAGCCGGUGCACCGUUUACUCCACGGACGAACUGGAAACGAGCCCCGAGAACCGGACCGUAAUAGGGUGCCACAAGUGGGACUACGAACUGCACGACCGGGCCGACAGCAUCGUGAGUCGAUUCGACCUGGUGUGCGGCCGCGAGGCGCUCUACGAGCUCUCGGAGCGGCUGCCGCCGUUGGCUUACGCGCUGCUGUCGCCCGCGGCGGGCUUUGCGGCCGACCGGGUGGGCCGCAAGCCGGUCGCGUGGAUGUGCGGCUCCGUCGUGCUGAUCUCGGCUGUGGGCAGUGGCGCGGCCGUCAACUACGCCUUUUUCCUCGCCAACCGCAUCGUGCUGCUGGCUUCCGGCAGCGCCACCUACCUGCUCACUUUCGUGCUCAUCUACGAGGCGACGGGCAACGCGCGGCGCUGGCCUUACACGCUGCUCCACUCGGCGGUGGCCUUCACCCUGGUGCCGCCCUUCCUGCACGUCCUCUCGCUGCUCGAGCCGAGCUGGGCGCUCACGCACGCCAUCUUCAUCGUGCCCACGACCGCCUUCACGGUGUGGUGCUUCCUGCUGGACGAGUCGCCCGUGUGGCUCCUCGCCACCUGGAGACUGCAGGAGGCCGAGGCCCGCGUCCUGGCUGCGGCCAAGCUCAACGGCGUGGACGAGGACAAGGCGAGGGAGAACUUCCGAGCGCUGCGCGGCCCGAUGAGGAAGCUCGGCCGCUCCUACGAUCCCGCGGCGGUGCUCUCGGUGUCUGACGGCAUCCUCGAUGGCGCCACGAUGCGCCGUCGCAUGGCGGCCGUCUUCUUCGCGCGAUUCACAUUGAGCGGCAUCUACUUCAGCGUCAUGUUCACCGACCACGCGCGCGGUCUCUACUGGCAGGCGUUUCACGUGGCCUUCUGCGUCACCAGCUACUCGCUCGUCAUCUGGGCCAUGAACAGACUAGGCCUGCGCGACACGCUCUCCGCCCUGCUCGCCGCCACCUGCAUCACGGCCGUGGCCAAGGCGGUCGUCGAGUACGCCAGCUACGACGACACCGCGGCUGCCUACCUGCACGCGGCGAUGAAGAUCCUCGCGUCUGGCUCCAUGAGCGUGGUGCUGUGCUACGCGGGGGAGAUCUUCCCCACCACCAUCCGGGGCACCGGCGUGGGCUUGUCCGUGUUCGUCGGCGGCAUCGGGUUCCUGUUGGGAGAGUUUUUCAUCCGGGUUCGCACGGUGCGGCCGGGAUUCGUGUUCGACGUCUUCUACAGCGGCAUGACCCUGCUCAGCAUCGUGGCCAUCCAGUGGCUCCCCAAGCUGUUCAUCGAGAAGGUGGAGGAAACGCGGCCCACCCUCCCCACGAGCCCGGAGGGGCGCAAGAUGCAGCUCAUGGCCUCGCUGUCGCCCACGGGGAAGAGCAAAGAGCGCAAGAAGCGCGAUUCCAAGGCGAAAGCAGGCCGCAGGUCGCUGCCUUGAAGUUCCCCACUUCCGCGAGUGCUUCGCCGUGCAGAGGAACGGGGAACUUCUGUGCGAGCUGCUAAGAAAGACGAUUUGACAGAGUUUGUUCAAUAUGUUUAUACCGGCCGUGAAUGUAUUUGUUUUCCGCUAUUUCUAAUGUUUACUGAUUGUGCGACUUCCCUAAAAAAUAUUGCUUUCGCUACGAAAUGUUGUAAAGCGAUCAUGCGAUGGAAGAAGCCAAGUAAUGUCUACCCGGCUUUAUGGAGUACUUCUUUUUAUGACGCGAUUUACUUCUUUUUUUAAUUCUUUUUUACUUAACGAGGACAAUGAAAGUUACAGCGAACUUUUUGUCAUAUUAGCCUGGAAUCCUCAGUGCAAAUGUAGCUGAGCGCAAUGUUAUAGGGUAUUUAUACAAAGGAGAAAAUAGAAAGACUAGGAGGUCUGAAAUCUACGUGAUUGCGUGAAGGUUGUUGCUCGGUUAGCACGAACUUUGUACAUACCAUCGGUCAUAACGUUUAUUUAAGUAAAAAGCAGGGAACGAGACCUUAGCUGCACUAACGCACACUGUCACCACUGUGAUACGGCGUGUGUCUGCGCCUAUUUCGUAUGCAGCAGAGCGCAAUGAAUGUAACCAGCGUUGUGUUGGCUGCCAUCACUGGGCACAGCGUCGAGCUUUGACCUCGCAUUGAGUUCCCCAUCUGGUCAUGCCGUCCUAGGAAAGGGACAAGAACGAGAUCGUUACUUGCAAGUGCAUCCUCUUUCGAAGAUAGAGCUCCACAUAGCGACCGAGAUCUCAGCCUGACGUUAUCGCUCGCCACCUAGCGGCCACGCCGAUAACCAGCCGAUCGAGGUGCGGACUUGAAGCGAAACCGAUUCUCAUAUUACGGCAUGCGCCGAAAACUCUCCUCGUAGCCCUCAGCAAGGACUGACCGCCGUCUGUGGAAGGUGGCAGUGUGAUUUAGCCCCCAACCCCCUCCACCCCUGGACCCCAUCCUGGACACAAUAAAGUAUUCUGUUUUCUCAUAGCCCUCAAAUUGCCGUGAUGCCACCCCGCAUAAGUCCGAAAAAUCGACUCUCUCGUUACCUGCGGGAACCUCGUGACCCUGCGGGACACCCUGACAGCAUAUACUUCUACGCUGAUGCUAGGCUUAGUGCACGCGGCUCCGCUAGAGCAGUCGUGAAUAACGACCUCCUAACUGUACAUACAGAGGUACUCCCAGA
Messenger RNA from Dermacentor andersoni, 4383 nucleotides. RefSeq names its product organic cation transporter protein-like. Gene Ontology annotation, molecular function: transmembrane transporter activity. Lineage: Eukaryota; Metazoa; Arthropoda; Arachnida; Ixodida; Ixodidae. Gene Ontology annotation, cellular component: membrane. Gene Ontology annotation, biological process: transmembrane transport. The record is from RefSeq and is a predicted model, not a curated record.